Molecule: messenger RNA, 234 nt
Organism: Sphaeroforma arctica JP610
Lineage: Eukaryota; Ichthyosporea; Ichthyophonida
Exons: 3
Source: RefSeq, a predicted model, not a curated record
GAGCGCGACUCGCUGCAGGCGGAGAGAGACGAGGCUCUAGAGCGGCUAGAGGAUAUCGGUGAGGAAGAGAACCGCUUGAAACUGGACUCGGUCAAGAAGUCAAUCGCCAAACUCAAGGCAGAAAAAGAUGAUUCAAUGAAGCAAGUAGCCACCUUGAAAGAUCAACUUCGUGGCAUGAAAACUGAGGUUGACAACGUGCUAAGGCAAGUGGCAGAUGCUGAAGGGGACGAGUAG